Kogia breviceps (pygmy sperm whale) is the source of this 1527-nucleotide messenger RNA. The record is from RefSeq and is a predicted model, not a curated record. NCBI's taxonomy places the organism in Eukaryota, Metazoa, Chordata, Mammalia, Artiodactyla, Physeteridae.
AUGGCCCGGCGUCGGCCCAGCUCCUGUGGCCAGCAGGUGGCGCCCGAGGGGCUCCCCGGCGGUGGCGAUCGCAGACGGAGAGACCCGCUGCUGCCGAGGCUGCUGCUGCCCGAGCUCCGAGCAGCGUCUGGCGCGGGGGCCUCCGGGGGCUCCAGGGCUUCGGAGGGCGGCUCCGAGUGGUGGGAGGCCCCGCAUGUGAGUCCUCGCCCCCGGUCGCGCCGUCCUGCCACCGUGGCUCUGCGGGCGGCGCGGAACCGGACAGGGCUGGGGUCGCUGCUGCUGCCGUCCAUGCUCUUGGCCGGCGAGCGCCGGGACCGGCGCCCCGGGCCUGGACAGUGCGAGGACCCCCGCAGGGGCUCGGCCAGGGAAAACCCCGACUCUUUGGGCGACCUCCUAGGAGAGUUCCUCCCCGGGCGGUCCCGGCAGUUCCUGCGCCAGCUCAGGGCUGAGUCUGCGGAGCAGCCACAACCACCGACGGAAGUCCUGGCGAUGGCAACCACCCCCCGAGGGCGGGUCUACCACUGCCCCUAUUCAUCCUCAGCAUCACAACAUCAAAGGGGUGUGUCAGAACACUCUGGAAGUCCUCCUCAGUGUCCCCGCUGCUCCUUCCUCCCAGGCCUGGGGCCCCAUGCUACACAGGCCCCCAAGCUCAAGGCCAUGCUCACCCACAACUCCUCAGGGCACCACAGGUGGUGUUGCCCUUUCCGCCUGCGGCUUGCGGAUGAGACGCUACGGGACACAGCACUCCGCUACUGGGAACGCAGCUGUGCAGUCCGGCAGGGCAUCCUCGAGAACAGGACAGCUAGCGGGUCGGCGGCAUCGGAGGAGGUGUUCGGGAGUGUCGGGAGAUGGCUGGAGAGUUUGCCCAAAGCCCUGUAUCCCAGGGCCAAGGAGGACACCAUGGCCAACUCAUUCGGCUGGGACUUCUCUGGCCUGCGAGCCAAAGGCCACCCCUCUGAGGACAACUCUAUGAACAGCAGCCUGCCGUUCAUUCCCAGGCCCACCACCCAGAGGCAGCAGGGGCACCUCAAAAGCUUUCUGGAGCAGGUGGGCAAAUCGUCCUGUUCCUGGAGCCAGAAGCUAUACUUCUAUUUCCUGGAGACCUGCGGGUCCCGAAGGAGGCCUGAUUCUACUGCACCUUUUCCUCGUGGCCUUACACAGCCCACCUGGCCCUCUCCGAGCCUCAGUUUCCCCCGCAGAGCCGCGGCGGACCCCAAACCGGCCACCGGCUGCAGCGCCGCGCCGCGCCCACGCGGGGGCAGUGUUGGCCUGGCUUUGGCGCCGCCCGGCGCGGCCGAAACUUCUCAGCCUCUUGCUAAAGGGUCGGAAACUUUUCCCCUCGCGCGGAGCUCGCGUCUCCGGCCCCGGCGCCGCGCCGCGCCGCCUCCUUCCACCUGCCCGAGUUCGCUGCCGGACCGCGGGGCGGGGAGGGGAGGCUCCCCAACCCCCAACUUCUCUUUUUCGCUUUUCGUUGUUCAACCAAAAAACUGCUACGCUUGCAACUGCGACGUCAGCCACGAGCACUGA